GCACAACGUCCUUCCAAAAAAACACGCUUUAUGUGUAGACGCGUUCUGUCCGUGAAUUAAAAAAUAAUAUAUUUAUGUACAUGACUUAAUGUAUUGAUAACCUUAUGCCGCUCAGGUUAAUCAGUUGGGUGUUGAUUGUCUUGGCUGACACUUGACUUACUUAAUUUGUUUUGUUUGUGUGGAAAAGAAACGAUGUAUAGUAAUAUGUGUAUAAAAAUAUGUGUUAUUAGUUUCAUAUUAGUGUCGUCUGCUGUAUGUGCUAAAAAUGUAUGUCGAAAUGGUUCCAAUUGUAAGAGAGUAACGCUUUGUGAAGCCAUAUAUGGGAAUCUGCAGACAAACAACAAACAAUUGUUCGUUAAUUUACUCAGAGAACUUCACUGUGGUUUUGACACCGAUGGAACUCCCAUGAUAUGCUGCCCGCCAUUUCUCACAUUAAAUGAAACGUUGAGUGGGGCAGAUUUGUUACCAAAUACGACAGUUUGUGGCAUACAAAAUGACAAUAGGAUUGUGGGCGGCACACAGACAGAAAUUGAUGAACAUCCAUGGAUGGCGCUGCUGAAGUAUACGAAACCAAAAGGCAGUGGAUAUUACUGUGGUGGAGUCUUAAUAUCCUCCAGAUAUGUUCUCACAGCGGCACAUUGUAUAAAAGGAGCGGAUUUGCCAUCAACAUGGAGUUUAAAUGAAGUGCGUCUCGGAGAAUGGAAUCUAAAAUCUAAUGAAGAUUGCAACAAAGACGAUUGUGCCUUGCCUGUUGUGAAUGUUCCUGUUGAAGAAGUUAUAGCUCAUGAGAAGUAUAAUGCACACGAUGGAAAUCAGCAACACGACAUAGCGCUAAUAAGAUUGGCGCAUGAAGUUAAUUUUACUGACUUCGUGAAACCGAUAUGUUUACCAUACACUUCAGAAUUUGAGAGGAAGACAUUUGAAGGAUUGACAAUGGAAGUUGCUGGGUGGGGAAAAACCGAAACAAAAUCUACAUCAGACGUGAAACUCAAAGUGCGUCUGCCAGUAAUAAGGCAGGACGAUUGUAAAGAUGUUUAUUCAGCUGCGAACAGAGUGAUAACGGAUAAGCAAAUGUGUGCUGGUGGUGUAUCGGGUGAAGACUCUUGCAGAGGUGACUCUGGCGGCCCACUUAUGGGUCAAGAUAAUAAGAAUAAUAAGGGUAAUUGGUUCGCGGUGGGGAUAGUGUCUUACGGACCAUCCCCGUGCGGUACAAUUGGAUGGCCCGGAGUCUACACGCGUGUUACGCACUUUACCGACUGGAUUAUUAACAAUAUGCGUGCAUAAUUUCUCAUUCCUGAGUCUGUUUAGGAGACUUGUUUAUCGUAAGAACAACUUUUAGAACAUUCAAUAUUGAAGGACCAAGAGACGCAAUAACAAAUUAGAAAUAAAUAAACAUAGAAAUACUUUGUAUCCAUAGUAAUCCUGAAUUCGUAAUACAAAGAUCCCAAAGCUAUAUCGAUGAGAAAUUUUCACGCUGAUUCCAUAAUAUAAUGUUUAAAUAUAAAUUAUUCAAAACAAUUGUUUAUUUUUCCAAGUAUACUAUAAACUUGUGUCUGUUAAUACUUAUUGAAGCAUGCUGUAUAAAGAUCAAGGUCUAAUUGAUCUCAAUCCGUCAAGGCCGUGAAUUUGCAUUACCUACCUAUUGGAAUCGCUUCGAAAUGAAGCAUUUUUAAAUGUGCCAUUUUAUCAUUUUGUUAAAUAUACCAUAUUUAUAAUAUAAAAA
Molecule: messenger RNA, 1723 nt
Organism: Colias croceus (clouded yellow)
Lineage: Eukaryota; Metazoa; Arthropoda; Insecta; Lepidoptera; Pieridae
Gene: BAEE
Product: CLIP domain-containing serine protease 2-like
Exons: 7
Coding region: 193-1284 (363 amino acids)
Biological process (GO): proteolysis
Molecular function (GO): serine-type endopeptidase activity
Source: RefSeq, a predicted model, not a curated record